AUGUGUAAGGGAAUCCUGGUUGAUACUACUACUGCUAUCACACUUUCAUCAUUAAUUACGGUGGAGUCCAGUAGUGAGUCUGCUAAUAGUACUGCACACAUUUCAUUGAGGUAUAAAUGCAAGGUCAAAGUACCCCAGACCGAGGCGUUGUGGCUACAACCGAAUUGGUCCCUUAAAAGAUAA
Fusarium venenatum is the source of this 183-nucleotide messenger RNA. NCBI's taxonomy places the organism in Eukaryota, Fungi, Ascomycota, Sordariomycetes, Hypocreales, Nectriaceae. The record is from RefSeq and is a predicted model, not a curated record.